UGUUGCACGUAUUCGUUUUCUUGUUCAUUUAAGGCAGUAUAACAGUGGAAGGCAGGAUUUGAAUCAAAAGUUUUUUCUUUCGGUGACCAUAGUCUUAAACGUAAGGUCCCCAUUAGACUUUGUUUGACCAUGUGUCAUGUAAAAUUCUUAUCUCGGAAAUUUAAUAUCAGAUGACGCUUCGAUGAUGCACAUUAAUUUCUUUAGCGACCGGGAGAUGGAACACUUCAAAAUAGAUUAGGAUGACAUCACUUUUCAAGUUGCAUCUUAAACCUAUUUAUUAUUGGAUUAAAGCAUCGUGUGCAAUUGCAUUGCAAAGGAAGUAACAAGUAUCUAGUCAUAAAAGACUACACUUUCAUCAUUUUUGUGCAGUACAUUUAUCUUUACCUAAAGUGUGAAAAAAAAUUUAGUAAAUGCGCAUUUAUUUAAAACCUAUCCGGAUAUCGAUUGAUUUCAACCCUGAAUAUUGUAGUACAUAACUAUAGAUAUGUAGACAUUUGUGGAGGACAAGGGUUGAAGUAGAUGCCAGCAGUUCCCAUCGUAGUACACUGUUAUCAAAUCGUGUUGAUGUCGCGCGAUAACAUGGUCAAUUUGAAAUGAAAAUAUUUAACACAUAAAGUUAGGGCUGCCAACUGUGUUUAAGUUUGAUGGCAAAUAUAACAUUCGUAACACGCAGUAUUAAGUAUUUUUAUUAUGAAUUUAAGUUUAGAAGAGGAGAUUAAAAUAUUUUGGGAGUAUAUUAAGAGAAGCGCCGCCGCUCGAUCCAAACGCAGUAAGAUGCCAAAUCAACCGAUAAAAGUGUAUUACUAUCCUGUCUCACCGCCUUGCCGUGCUGUUCUCUUGACUGCAAAACUUCUGGGACUGGACGUGGAACUGGUACUGAUUAAUAUCAUGGAAGGAGAACAAAAGAAGCCAGAGUUUAUAAAGAUGAAUCCACAACAUACAGUGCCUACAAUAGACGACAAUGGUUUCAUAUUGUGGGAAAGCCGUGCGAUAAUGGCGUAUUUGGUGAACGCGUACGGUGCUGACGAUGCCUUGUACCCGAAUGAUGCUCAGCAGAGAGCCAUAGUCGAUCAGCGCCUUUACUUCGAUUUCAUUUUCUUACAGAAGUCUCUGGAAUUAUACUGGCCUAUGAUAAUGGGGAAAGAAUAUAAUGAAGAGAAAAAUGAUAAAUUGAAAGAGGUAGUUGGCUGGUUGAAUUCAAUGUUGGAAGGUCGGAAAUUUGUCGCUGGAGACAAACUUUCAAUCGCAGAUAUCACCACAGCGGUUACAAUGAGUAAUUUGGACAGUUUUGGCUUCGACUACAGUUCUUACCCUAACGUCAAAUCUUGGUUUGAAAGAACAGUUAAAGAGUUGGAACCUUACGGAUAUGAAGAAAUCAACAAAAGUAACGCAGACAAACUUGCAAUGAUGUUAAAGAAAGAAUAAACAGCAUUCAAACACGCACAAAGCAAUAUCAUAUGCCUUGUAGAUUGCAUUAGUAAUAAAAGCUUAUUGUUACUCUUAUCA
Messenger RNA from Papilio xuthus (Asian swallowtail), 1506 nucleotides. It is a transcript of the gene GSTd1, whose product is annotated as glutathione S-transferase delta 1. Gene Ontology annotation, molecular function: glutathione transferase activity. NCBI's taxonomy places the organism in Eukaryota, Metazoa, Arthropoda, Insecta, Lepidoptera, Papilionidae. The record is from RefSeq and is a predicted model, not a curated record. Bases 691 to 1425 code for a protein of 244 amino acids. The transcript is spliced from 7 exons. Gene Ontology annotation, biological process: glutathione metabolic process.